CUCUCCUCUCUGUCCGCUCAGUAUGCACCAGUAGUGUUGAGCCGGUUGCCGCGCUGACUAACCCUGCCUUGCCCAAAACGGCUGAAGAUGUUGAGUCGGUGAGAGGAGCUGAAAGUGAAAAAAGAAGAAGCGCUACAUAUAUUCGGAUUGGUUGCUAGAAGAACCAUGUCGAGAGUCGAGGGGACUUCGAGAAGCUGUAGACUGGGAUAGCCCGGCCCUUUCUACUCGGAGUACUGCCUCUCAUAUUUUUGGACUCGGCGGGCAUUCCCGGUCGCGAUGUGGAAAUUAUUCAUCGUGCAAACAUCUGCUUCGAAAGGUCAUUAGACAGCGAUUCUGCAACAUCCCCAAAGGUUUGGUGUGGGCUCGCGCGUUGUCCGUUUACGUGCGUGCACGUGAGAGCGCCUGUGCGUGCGCGCGUCGGUAGGUCACGAUGAGUUUAGUAUCAGGCUUUCCUCAUCAUCCGGUCAUGCACCACCACGACAGCCACCACUACUCCCUGCACCCGGCCGCAACGGGUCGGUGUCACGAGGACACGGGAGCGCCUCCUUAUUUCACGAGCUGGCUCAUUAGUCACGCGGAUAUGUCGCCCACCGAAUACGGCCUCGCGCCGGGCUACAGCCCUGAUUACCACGGCAACGGUGGCACAGGGGCCGUAGGUGGCCUAGAUCCUCACCACCACCAUCACCACUACGGACACGGUGCUUUGGUUCCCGGAGCUGGCGCCAUCUCUGUUAAUGGAGCCCAGGUGGGUAUGCAUCACCACCACGCACAUCCACGCACAGUAAAGCGGAGACCUACUGCAAACCGGAAAGAGAGACGGCGGACUCAAAGUAUCAACUCGGCUUUCGCGGAACUGAGGGAGUGUAUCCCCAAUGUCCCCGCCGACACUAAGCUGUCCAAGAUCAAGACGCUUCGGCUGGCUACCAGCUACAUCUCCUACCUGAUGGACAUCCUGGACAAGGACGGCCAACACGGAGACACUCAGGCAUUUAAGGCCGAGCUGAAGAAAACAGAGGCGCGGGAGGAGCGGAGGAAGCGGGACACGGUGGAUGUCCCCAAGAUGGUGUCAUCGUCUUCUUGCUCGUCGUCGUCCUCAUUGUCACUGGGAGACAAGAAGACUAAAGGGAGGACAGGAUGGCCCCAGCACGUCUGGGCUCUGGAACUCAAGCAGUAACUUCCACCCUGAAGGUCAAUUGCACCCCGUUCCCCUCUGCUCUGUCUUCGGCAGCGGGACGAUCAUGGUGCUCUUAGAUGAAUUAUAUUAUCAUCGCCUUUUGUCCAGUAUAGACCUCGGGCCACACACAUCCCUUCCUCACAAGGAAAAUGAAUAAAUAGACCCGGUAGAAAAUUAUGGAGGUUUAUCCCUGUCGAGGGGUGGUUACCUGCUGUUUGCUAUCAUUUUCGACCUGCAAAAUCCUUAAAUUGUUACCUCAGUUAACAAAUAAACUAAACACUGCAACGGGAUAUUUAAAUGGUCAUCGUAAUACUGACUGCAUUGCCAAUGUCAGUAGGCUACAUUAUCGCGUCAGGUUUGUGGAGGUUAAAUCGUGGACAGCGUUUCUGCAUGUCAAUCGAUUUUCUGAAUUUUAAUAGAUGGUUUAUUAGCAGCAUGGGAUGCCAGAAAAAAACCCUUGAGGUUUGUUCUCUUUUAAUUAAUGAAAAUAAACACAAGUAGACUACCUGAAGAUAUUAGAACCACUCGUCCUUUGGGCCACAAAUUUAAUCCCACACAUUCUGUACAAAUGAGAAGUCAGUUUGCUCGCAGCUUUAUUUAACUCGAUAUACGUAUUUAUGUGCAAUGUGGCCUUUUGGAAGAGCCAAACUGCCACUCCACUGAGGCCAAAAGACAUAAUAUUUCUUAGUACACUCCGCAGUGUUUGUGUCGUUGUAGUGUCGACCUGCAAAUGUUUUGUCUCUCUGGCUCUUUCUGGGCUGGGGUGUAUAUAGUUUACAUGUUGAGACGUCACUGUGAUGAUAAGGUGUCCGUGUUGUGAAGUGAAGAACGUGGUGGGAAUGUAAAUAAUGCUAAUUAUAAAAUGUAAUCUGUGUUUUGAAUUUAAUAAACCACCACCUGUUUACAUGGAAA
Syngnathus acus (greater pipefish) is the source of this 2086-nucleotide messenger RNA. RefSeq names its product heart and neural crest derivatives expressed 2 (gene hand2). Gene Ontology annotation, molecular function: DNA-binding transcription factor activity, RNA polymerase II-specific; RNA polymerase II transcription regulatory region sequence-specific DNA binding; protein dimerization activity. The coding region runs from base 431 to 1174 and encodes 247 amino acids. Gene Ontology annotation, biological process: heart development; regulation of transcription by RNA polymerase II. NCBI's taxonomy places the organism in Eukaryota, Metazoa, Chordata, Actinopteri, Syngnathiformes, Syngnathidae. The transcript has 2 exons. The record is from RefSeq and is a predicted model, not a curated record.